CCACUUCCAUUUUCCUCUUAUAUUAAAAAGGUUUUUCCAAAACAAAAAUGGCGAGCCAGCAAAUAUCAAACCACAGAGACGACGCGGAGAUCCACCACGGCGAGGCUCUGUGCAAGCAGAAAUCGCACGAGCUCCUGGGCGGGAUCUCUCUGCCCAAGGGGCUCCUCCCUCUAGACGAGGUAGUGGAGGUGGGCUACAACCACACCACCGGGUUCAUCUGGCUAAAGCAGAAGCGCAAGAAAGAGCACCGGUUCCGAGCGAUCGGGCGAACGGUGUCGUACGACACGGAGGUCACGGGCUUCGUGGAGGAGCGCCGCAUGAGGAGGCUCACUGGGGUCAAGAGCAAGGAGCUCCUCAUCUGGGUCUCCAUCUCCGACAUCUACGUCGAUGAUCCUGGGUCCGGGAAGAUCACCUUCGCCAACUCCACCGGGAUCUCCAGAACCUUCCCGGUAUCGGCGUUCGAACUCGAGUCGGAGGGCAGCAGUGGGGAUCACAAAAAAUGAGGGAUUUUUGCUGAAAUUGUUGGAUUUCAAGUAUUUUUAGUUUUGUUUGAGUUGGUCAUGCCAGAAUAAUGAUUAACUGGUGAAAUAGAUCAAUUUAUAUAAGCAAUUGGGCGACUUAUUUCCUGCGCGCAGAAUAUAAAAUAAUUUUUAUACAAGUUAAUGCUUUUGAUUUCA
Corylus avellana is the source of this 677-nucleotide messenger RNA. RefSeq lists its product as uncharacterized. NCBI's taxonomy places the organism in Eukaryota, Viridiplantae, Streptophyta, Magnoliopsida, Fagales, Betulaceae. The record is from RefSeq and is a predicted model, not a curated record.